GGCGCUGCCUUCGAUUUGUUAUGCGUUAUGUUGAAAUGUAAGCCUAACUUGGCACGGAUUAUCGGAUCUGCUUUGUACGCAUUUAAUUGUGAAAAAAGUCGUUCUGUAUUCCUUUGUUUGAACCAAAUGUGGCAUCACCUUGUUCAGUGACUGACUUCGCAGUUGGCCGCAACGGAUACCGAAAAGCAUGGAUCUGAAAUUGUGACAAGAACUUUUGUUUAUCUUAAGAACAGACGUUUGUCUCACCAAAAUCGUGCUAAAUGAUGCGCUAUGAGUGAACCAGACUCAGACCUGGAUUUGGACGAUACCGACGAUGACUGCGGAUACGAAGACUACUAUAAUUGCCCCGAGGACGGCGAAAUUGACCAAGAUGACCUGCGCAAGCAGGACCCGGAGUACUUUGAAUUUGAGUGCUUGACGAUCGAAGAUGUUGAGAGACUCCUCAACGAAUCAAUUGAAGUCGUCUGUGCACGGCUGACGUUACUACCUUCUCUGGCGAAAGUGUUGCUGCACACCAACAACUGGAAUAGUCAAGAUGUAAUUCAGAAGUACAGGCAAAACGCUGCGCAGACGUUAGCAGACUGUCGCAUCAAGCCGUUGCAUCCUCCUGCUGUGGAGUUGCAGUUACAGGCCAUCAGGAACAAUCCGUCAGUCCAGUGCCCCAUCUGUCUGCAGAGCUCGCCAGGGGAGAGCUUUCGAGGCUUGGCGUGCGGACACUAUUUCUGCACAGAUUGUUGGUCUAUGCAUUUUGAAAUUCAAAUCCUUCAGGGCAUCUCAACAACUAUUGAAUGUAUGGGGCAGUCCUGCAAUAUAUUGGUCCCUGAAGACUUUGUCUUGAGUAUAUUGACGAAGACGAUGCUGCGUGAAAAAUAUCAGCAGUUCAUGUUUUCAGACUACGUUAGGACACACCCUGCGCUUCGCUACUGCCCAGGGCCCAACUGCAGCAUCAUCAUACGAGCCAAAGAACAGAAAAGCAAAAGGGUUACCUGCAAACAUUGCAAGACAACUUUCUGUUUCAGAUGUGGCACAGAUUACCAUGCACCUGCAGACUGUGAAACAAUUAAAAAGUGGAUUACAAAAUGUGCAGAUGACUCUGAAACAGCAAACUAUAUCUCGGCACACACGAAAGACUGCCCAAAAUGUCAUAUAUGCAUAGAAAAGAAUGGAGGCUGCAACCACAUGCAAUGCUACAGCUGUAAAUAUGACUUCUGCUGGAUGUGUCUUGGAGACUGGAAGACGCACGGUAGCGAAUACUACGAAUGCAGUAGGUACAAGGAGAAUCCAAAUAUCGUCAACGAAUCUGCUCACGCUCAGGCGAGGGAGGCGCUCAAGAAGUACCUAUUUUACUUUGAGAGGUGGGAAAAUCAUUCAAAGAGCCUAAAGCUAGAAGAGAUGACCCUGCAGAAGAUCAAGAACCGCAUUAACGAGAAAGUCAUGGGAAAUGAAGGCACUUGGAUUGACUGGCAGUACUUGUUAGAUUCUGUUGCCUUGUUAGCAAAGUGCCGUUACACGCUACAGUACACAUACCCUUAUGCUUACUACAUGGAACCUGGGCCAAGGAAAGAGCUGUUUGAAUAUCAGCAAGCAACCUUGGAAGCCGAGAUCGAAAACUUGUCCUGGAAGGUUGAGAGAGCAGAGACCACGGAUCGAGGGGACCUGGAGAACCAAAUGGACAUAGCUGAGAAAAGGCGUUCCAUCCUCCUGAAGGACUUCCUUGUUGUCUAGCAGCAAUAAGGUCACUAGUCGUUUUUCAACUUUCUGCUUUCUCGGUUCACAGGAGCUGAACCAAUAGGGUCACACUUUGCUUCAAAUAUUUUCUGGAACUGAAGAAAAUGUGUGUGUGUGCGUGCGUGUGUGCUGCCAACAAGAAGACUGCAACAACUGCAUCCUUCGUGUUUUCUUUUUCUUGUUUCGGUCUCAGUUUUUGAAAAACUGAGCUUUACCUCUGUCCUGUAUUUUUAAAACUGAGCAGAAGUGGGUUGCUCUGCAUUGAUGAUUUGCCAAAACAGUAUUGUGAUGCAGGUAAGCUGUUGAGGGUCUUAAUGUGGUUCCUGGGUCUUCACUUUUGUAGAUCUCACUCAGUCCGUAAAUUCUUUAUUAGAAACAGGAGCAGAUAAAAACUUGCAAUAAAAGGGAGGGAUGAAUAACAUAUGAUGUGCAAAGCCAAUGCAAGGAAACAAAAUUUUCAUGAUACGUCACAAAUGACCCUAGAAACAGCGCUGCUCGAAGUGAUAUUAGAUAACCUCAACUAUAGAUAUGUCUGCGGCACAUUGCUAUACGUUACCAAAUUGAAGCCUCUAUUUAUUUUUUAUGCCUUAUUUAUUGAAUUUUUAAAUGCAGGGAGAAGUGUUAUAUGCACUUGCCAACAACGGGUGAAAAUGGCAGUUUGCUAAAUGUUUCUUUUUGAGCAAGACCACACAAGAGUUUGAUUUUGUCCCAAGAUAUUUUUCUACAGAAAAAUCGUACAAUUUUGGUGCCUCACAACAAUGACGCAAAGUAAGGCAGAACCGGGUUGUUUGUUUAACUUAACUAGGAUCGUGUACCGUAGAGUGCAGGCUGUUCUUGAGGCAUGUAGCCACAUUGUGAUUUAAGCGACAAAGCCGUUGCCAUUGACGAUUCUGCACAAUCAUUUCUCUAGUUGAAGUGUGACCUACAGUAGCAUAUGAAACUCUUGUACAGUUUUGUACAUGAAUAUGCUUUUUUACCAUGUUAUGCUGAUGCGUUAGGGGGCAAAUGGAACAAAAUGUCGUUACCUGGAAAGUUCAUCAUUACGAAUGGAAUGUAUAAGUGGUGGUGUAAAAGUUCAAUUCAGGCUAGAAAAAAAAAUUAGCAUGUCAUUGCAAGCAUUAUUUUAUUGUGGAACAAUAAGUAACAACUGUGAUCCAACAUGCCCUCUGCAUGCCCCUGACCUUGCAAUGCAAAAUGUGAGCAGUGCAUGUUUGCACUUUAGCAAAGUUGGCCAUCAUGUAUACAUGUUGGCACACCGAGGAGAACAUGUAUGGCUUCCAGCUGUCUUGUAUGUUGUAUAAUAAAUUCUAGGCAAUUUUUUCAAAUGUAA
Messenger RNA from Ornithodoros turicata, 3058 nucleotides. It is a transcript of the gene ari-2, whose product is annotated as potential E3 ubiquitin-protein ligase ariadne-2-like. The record is from RefSeq and is a predicted model, not a curated record. Lineage: Eukaryota; Metazoa; Arthropoda; Arachnida; Ixodida; Argasidae. Bases 271 to 1725 code for a protein of 484 amino acids. The transcript is spliced from 14 exons. Gene Ontology annotation, molecular function: ubiquitin protein ligase activity; zinc ion binding; ubiquitin conjugating enzyme binding. Gene Ontology annotation, biological process: ubiquitin-dependent protein catabolic process; positive regulation of proteasomal ubiquitin-dependent protein catabolic process; protein polyubiquitination. Gene Ontology annotation, cellular component: cytoplasm; ubiquitin ligase complex.